GUCCAGUUUUUUCACAGUAGCACUAUGUACAGGUCUGGUUAUAUAUAUGCGCAAUGUAAUAGCUCACCGAAAAACGGCUGAUGCGCAAGGGUUUGUCAGCGAGGCAUUUUUCCAUAGCUGAUGAAGUACGGAUAGUCAAGGAGGGAGCACCGCCUCGGAAAGGACUCGUCUCGGUUUUUCAUAACCCACGGAUGCGUAUAUGCUGGAAGGCGGAACAUGUUGAUACAGCGGUGUCUCUCGAUUCGUCGAGGCGUGUUGUUCUUCCGGUGCCGGCGCGACCCGCUGCUCAGCAUAUGAAACUUCCAGCUCGCUUCCUAGAUUCCUCUUCCACCACCCACACCUCCAUCCAGCAUCUUUCACCCUUACGUCUCGCACCAAAAAUGCCGACCCCUUUGUCAAGUCCGAGAGAGGUGGGGAGUGGAAGGGGGGGGGUUACCUCACGAGGUGACAGACACCUUAUCUUCUUUGCACAGCCCCAGGUUGAUUUCGCCCCUUUUCUUGCGUGCUGUUCUGUUCCCAACCCACUCGAGGCUCGAUUGCCGAUGCACAGGUGUAGAGCUCCGCUGCACUGACGCCAUUGGGACUGGAUUGCGACUUGACAUUACCACCUUUCAGUUGGCUAUGUAUAUAAUUGGUUCAGAUGUUGCAUUUGACUUGCGACCAUACCCAAUGGAGAGCUUGGUGUACCGUGCGCUCCAACCAUAGAUGGGCAGUUUACACUAGGGGCGGGUGCAAUCUUGACUAAUCGGGAUAAUGGUCCCAUUUGUUUCUUCCGUGAUGG
This is a messenger RNA of Colletotrichum navitas, 781 nucleotides long. RefSeq lists its product as uncharacterized. The record is from RefSeq and is a predicted model, not a curated record. Lineage: Eukaryota; Fungi; Ascomycota; Sordariomycetes; Glomerellales; Glomerellaceae. The coding region runs from base 81 to 572 and encodes 163 amino acids. The transcript has a single exon.